This is a messenger RNA of Trifolium pratense (red clover), 1312 nucleotides long. Its product is annotated as serine racemase. NCBI's taxonomy places the organism in Eukaryota, Viridiplantae, Streptophyta, Magnoliopsida, Fabales, Fabaceae. Gene Ontology annotation, molecular function: serine racemase activity; ATP binding; magnesium ion binding. The transcript is spliced from 6 exons. Gene Ontology annotation, biological process: pyruvate biosynthetic process; L-serine metabolic process; D-serine biosynthetic process. The record is from RefSeq and is a predicted model, not a curated record. The coding region runs from base 80 to 1183 and encodes 367 amino acids.
UUUUGGUAAUUACAUUUACAUAUCCAAAGUUGCGUCUGUGCUCCAACACUUGAGACCGCAUUUCCAGCCUGCCAAAGCAAUGGAAGAGGAGAGCCAAAUAAUAAAGGGAAAAUAUGCUGCUGAUAUUUCAUCUAUAAAGGAAGCACAUGACAGAAUAAAAUCAUUGAUUCUUAAAACUCCAGUUCUCUCUUCCGCCUCUCUCGAUGCCAUGUCAGGAAGGCAACUGCACUUCAAGUGUGAAAAUUUCCAAAAGGGUGGAGCUUUUAAAUUUAGAGGUGCCAGCAAUGCUGUUUUUUCUCUUAAUGAUGAAGAGGCUUCUAAAGGGGUUAUAACACACAGCAGUGGAAACCAUGCUGCUGCAUUGGCUUUGGCAGCAAAACUACGGGGGAUCCCUGCAUACAUUGUUAUUCCAAAAAAUGCACCAACAUGCAAAGUUGAGAAUGUAAAGCGGUAUGGUGGUCAGGUUAUCUGGUCUGAGGCCAAUAUGCGAUCAAGGGAAGAAGUUGCGAAUAAAGUAUGGCAAGAAACUGGUGCUAUCUUUAUACAUCCGUAUAAUGAUGGACGCAUACUAAGUGGCCAGGGUACCAUAUCCUUGGAGUUUCUGGAACAAGCCCCUCAAAUAGAUACACUUGUGGUGCCGAUAAGUGGUUUGUUCACUUUCUUAUGUCAAUCCAUCAGCCAAAAAUGUUUCAAAAUUUGCUUUGCUUUUGGUAUCCCUUUGUUGAUUUUCCAACAAAUGAAAACUGCAGGUGGCGGUUUGAUAUCAGGAGUAGCAUUGGCUGCCAAGUCCAUCAAUCCGGCUAUUCGUAUUUUGGCUGCCGAACCUAAAGGAGCUGAUGAUGCAGCGCAAUCUAAAGCGGCUGGGAGGAUAAUAACAUUGCCUGAGACCAAUACUAUUGCCGACGGGCUUCGAGCAUUCCUUGGAGAUUUCACAUGGCCUGUCGUACGAGAUCUUGUUGAGGACAUAAUAACUGUGGAGGACAGUGAAAUUAUUAAAGCCAUGAAACUGUGUUUUGAAAUUCUUAAGAUUGUGGUAGAACCAAGUGGAGCAAUUGGUCUUGCUGCUGUUCUAUCCGAAACUUUUCAGAAAAAUCCUGCUUGGAAGGAUUGCAAACAUAUAGGGAUAGUAGUUUCGGGAGGCAAUGUUGAUAUGGCUGUGCUUUGGGAUUCUUUGAAAAAAUGAAAAUGACUUUUCAUUAUGCUUAUAUAAUUUUUCAUUGGUCUUGAUGAAUGUUAUUUAUUCUAUUACUGAUCUAAUGAUUUUGUUUGAAUAAGUUUAUAUCAAUGCUACUAGUGAACUUUCUGAUUAAAA